Anopheles merus is the source of this 4090-nucleotide messenger RNA. RefSeq names its product ataxin-8-like. The coding region runs from base 4 to 483 and encodes 159 amino acids. Lineage: Eukaryota; Metazoa; Arthropoda; Insecta; Diptera; Culicidae. The record is from RefSeq and is a predicted model, not a curated record. The transcript is spliced from 2 exons.
GGGAUGGACGGGAUGGUGGGAUCGUUCAAUCAGGCAUCGUUCGGCAACAGCCUUGGCAGUCUGCUACAGCAACAGCAAAACCAGCAACAGCAGCAACAUCUACUGCAGCAGCAACAGCAGCAGCAGCACCAUCAUCAGCAGCAACACCACCUGCAGCAACAAAACCACCACCAGCAGCAACAGCAAGCUAACAUGAUGAACAGCGCCUCACUGAUGCAACAUCAGCAACAGCAGCAACAACAGCAACAUCUACAUCAUCAUCAGCAGCAGCAACAGCAACAGCAGCACCAUCAGCUCCAACAGCAGCAACAGCAGCUCCAGCAACAGCAGCAACAGCAGCAGCAACAACAUCAGCACCAACAGCAGACACUCGGUACCGGUGGUGGACAUCACCAUGGCCUAACGGCGGCCCAAAGUGCCGCCAUGAUGUCGCAGCGCAACCCGUUCGGGUUUGAUUUCAAUCACUUCCAAAGCAACUACUAAAUGGACGGCAGCCCAGUUGUUGUUUUCAAACACGCCAUAUUUGUUCGCCGCGUGCUCUGAAGGUCACACUUCCCGGUACGCGGUGCUCUUCCACGCAAGUCCUCACAGAUGUGUCACGGACAGACAGAUCUCACUUACACAAACUCACACACCAAACCGAAAAUGGAACGGUUUUAAUGCUAUAUGCUGCAGUGAGAAGAUCCACGUAGAAGCAGCAGCAAGAACCAAGAGCAAGACGUGGACAGUCCAUUGUGGAACGGAACUGGACCUUAAUUGAUGACGCUGCAUCAAAUUGCUAUCGAAUCGCUUUUUUUAUUUCACCCUGGAGGAAUCGUUUCUAUUUUCUGUAUAAACUCCCAACAAAUGGAACUGAUGAUGGUUGCAGGCGAGGCGUGUUAUGUCCAGAAGGCUUUUCAUGAAAGCUGUGCAAACUGAAACUGUUGCUGAUGGUGUUUGUUGUACGCUUCACGACAAAAGAGAGCAAAUUUGUAUACCAACAAACAAUCACAAGAGGAAAACAGUGGAGAGAAGAAGGAGAAGAAAAAAGUGAAAAGAAAAAAAAUCAAAAUUAGCAAAAAAAGUGUAAAAAAUAAUAGUAAACGUUUUACCCCGUUGACGACCAUAUGCUGAAGGACGAAGAAAUAUUGAAAACAUCCAAUUGCGCCAAAAUUCAGUCCUAACUACUACUACUACUAUUUGUACUACUACAGUGAGCUGUACAUAUAACCGUGCAUCGGGUAAUGUAAAUAGAAAAGAGAACAGAGAAAAAGUGUUACCCAAAAAACGGUAAAAGAAGCAGAACGAAGCGAAACAAACACACAAAGAAAUGUACAUUUAAGUAAGUCCAAAAGCGACAAAGUUGUAGUACAGAUCGUGUUUGUAUUACUCUGUAAUGUAAUUAGUGAACGAAAAUUAAUAUAAACAUCAAAAAAAAACACUAGCAAACAGACAGAGAAAGUAAAAUGGAGAAGUUUCUUUGCUUCUCCCUUCCAUUCAUUAAGCAAAUACACACACGCAAACAAACAAACAAAAAAGAAAAACAUUGUUAGAAGAAAAUUUUAGGUCAAAUUUACAUGUGAAAAUGUCACAUUCGAAUUUCGCAAAAAGAAGAAAAAAACUCAUAACAAAAAUUAAACACUUGAUAAUAAGAAACUAGAAGCAAGACAUGUGUAUGUGAAUGUGUGUGUUUGUGUGUACUAGAGAGAGAGAGAAAAAAAAAGGAAAAGCAAACACGAAACAGCACAGCACUGUAAUGAACACUACGAAUUUUGUCAAAGACAGUGUAAUCGAAAGCGUUAGCAAAAGAAGCAAAGCAGAACAAAUAAUAAUACAAACGGGAAAAAACAAGACAGAAAUCGAGAAGCAAACAGAAUGAGAAAAUAAGUUCGAGCUAAACACAACAAACGUAUAACCCCGAUGUGUAUAGGCCAAAACAAGAUGGGAGAAAGCGGAAAAAGAGCAUGGAAAUCGUGGGUACUUAUCAACAAACAGGUGACUAGUCGUGGUUGGACGCAAAACAGAUAGACCAAAUAGUAAUGGCGUUUGUAAAUAUUCGGUUAAACAAAGGUAGCAAACCAAGGACGGCCGUUCCUUUCCGGAAAACAUCAGCAAAGUGUCUCACUUUUCGUGGAAAACAGCGCUUGGGAGGGGAAAAAAUGGAAGAAAAAAUGGAAAAGUGUACAGCCAGCUCAGACACGGCAGGUUUAUGAAACUAAAGAGCCCUUUCUUUCCUAUGUUAUAUCGUUUACUACUUUUUCCCAUUAUAAAUUAUAGUUCGUUAACUACUUUAAAGGGAUUACGUGUAACACACACACAGACACACCGAAACUAUUAUAACAUUAUAGAGCUCUUAACAAAACUGAUCCCUGAUUUCCUACAUGCACACAGGAAGGAAUUAUACUACAAUGCGCUUCGGUUGACCGGGCUUGCGGUGCUGGUCCCGCGCUCGAACUAGAUUUCCAAUAAGUUUAUCGUCUUUAUCGCUUACCUAAGCUUGUUAUUACAUUUUCAUUAGACUGAAACGUGUUGGGCCAUUGGUGGUAGUGGUUAUUUAUCGCUAGACAGAUAAAAGAGACCGUAAGAGAGAGACCAUGAAAAGGUGAAAGAAAAGGUGUACGAUACAUUCUGCAAAGGAAAGGGUGUAAACUGCUAAUGCAACACACACACAAGAAGAGAAGUGUGCGAGAAAGAUAAAAUCUAAACCUGUUUCUAGUGAAAUUAGCCGUAGUUAAAGUGAAAUUUUAAAAAGCAAAAACCAACUACACGAAAAGAGGGGAUAGCAGAAACGGAGAAUGAAACUACACCAGAAAACCUAAAUCUACUAAAGAAGACCGAGCGAAGCAGUAGUAACAGAGAGCGUUAGGAAUGAAAAAAGAUGAAAAGUUAAAGUCCACAAGUAAUGUUUUGUGUAUGUUUUGUUUUUUUUUAAAGCAAAAGCAGAAAGAAGGAUAAGAAAGGGACAAUAGAUACACAUGCAACUACCACGCGCUCACACACAUACACAAAUACACCAUUCGCCCUAGCUAACGAGUUCGCCAUGAUGUCCAUCUCUGUGUGUGCGUGCGUGCGUGUAUGCGUGCUCCCGAUAGGCCUGUAUCACUGUAUGUAUGUGUAGCGCGCGUGUGUGUGCGUGUAUGUGUGUAUGUCAAGUAUGUAUGUGUGUGUGUGUGUAGUACGGACUACCAAAAAUUAAAGGGCGUAGAAAGUAGAAGAAGGUCACAGCGAAGUGGACAGGCAAAGGUGUAAGGACAGUGACGUUGUGGUCGUGUGAGUAUAACAAUUUGUUUUUAAUUUUAACGAACUGUGAUGUAAAAAACAUAUUUAUUUAUAUAAUUAAACAAUCUAAUGGACACACACACACACACACCAAGGCUAAAGAAAGAGGCUCCUUCGAUGGUGUUCGAUUUUUCGCCCUCUUCGCCUCGGGUUUCGGGGGCAUUGCGCUCAGCAAAGCAUGACUUUCAAGUCUUGUAAAGCAACUAAACUGACGCAAAACGGAUUAAUAUAUAGCCAAUAGUGUGAGCGUAUGUAAUCCUUUGUUUUAGAAGAAUGGGUUUGCGCGGAAGAGAAUGGAAUUGUGUCCCUUUAAAAUGGGGGGAAGAAAAACCCACACACUAGAACAGCAAAAGGCUACCGAAAGCUCCAUGAAAGCUGUAAGCAAUCAAGCGAAAGAAGAAGAGGGGGGGGGGGGGGGAAGGAGUGUGACGGUGGUGUGUCCCUAUGUUACUUGUGUAUAAUGUAAGCUGUAAUAAGAAAAGAAAACGUAAUACUAGCGCAAGAGAAAAGGUGGAGAAAAAGAAAUGUUAAGUAAACGAAAACAACCAACACAGAAGCAAAGAAAGAAGGGAAAACCCAUACCACAAGGGCAGGGGCAGAUGGCGAUAUAUGGAAGUGUCUCUCCCUGAAGUACGAAAAUAAAAUAAUCCAUGUGUAUAGUUGUAACUGUGUAAUAUCCUGACCCAUCACACACAAACGCAUCCCACUCCCCACUGCUGUCCCCAUGGCCUGCCGAUGGGGCCCGCAGAUAUUUGAUGGCAGAAUAAAACGGAAACAAAACACCCGAAUAAAAUCACAUGUACCCACAACGUGUAAUGGAAGUUAAAACGAA